GCGCAAUUUCUCACCUCGUUAUGAGUGCGAAAAUAAUUUAUUUAAUUUUUUUGGUUGUCAUUUUGAAGGCUGAUGGACAGGUGCCGUCAUUCGGAAGAUGUAGAAAUCAGUUCAAGCCAAUGAGAGAUUUUCAAAAGUUGAAAUUUAUGGGCCAAUGGUUUGAGGUCGAGCGAUUCUACACAGUUAGAGAUUACAUUGCAAGUUGCAUAUCUGUAACAUUCGACCGCUUUGAAAAUGGAAAAAUUUAUGUCAAUAACGAGUACACAAAUCGAUUGACACAACGGCGCGAAACAUUGACGGGGAAAUUUAAAUUAACAGAAGGUGAAAAUGUUGGGACUUUCACAGUUCGAUAUGAUUUAUUGCCGAGCUAUUUAAACUUUGAAGUGCUGCCUGACAUCAUUCAAAGGUUUAAUGCCACAAUUAAAAUUUUGAAUACCGAUUACGAUAGUUUUGCAGUUCUAUGGUCAUGCCGUGAUCUUGGUCGAUAUGGACAUGCUGAAAAUUCUUGGUUAUUGACACGAGAACAACAUCCAUCAGAGGAAAUUCUACAAACAGCUUACGGGCACCUUGAUAGACUCGGAUUGAGAAAUUACUUUACAAAAUCCCAGCAAGAAGGAUGCACUUGAUGAAAAUUUUUAUGACUGCUUUUAUAGUCACAUCACGAUUUCAUCAACAUCUCGAAUGGAAUCAAUAGCAUUAAAUUUCUUUUAUUUAUUGUUAUCUAUUCGAUAAAUUUUAUUUUUUGUAUAAAU
Chironomus riparius is the source of this 752-nucleotide messenger RNA. Lineage: Eukaryota; Metazoa; Arthropoda; Insecta; Diptera; Chironomidae. The record is from the annotation of a GenBank genome assembly.